Messenger RNA from Clonostachys rhizophaga, 558 nucleotides. Lineage: Eukaryota; Fungi; Ascomycota; Sordariomycetes; Hypocreales; Bionectriaceae. The record is from the annotation of a GenBank genome assembly.
AUGGCUCAGGCACGAAUAGGGCCUCUAGCGCAGGCAUGGCACAAGUGGAAAGCUCUUCGGCUUCCCUGGCGGAAGCGCUUCCUCGUUGGCUCUGACCUCAACGGGAACACCUACUGGGAGUUCCGCCUCACGAACGGUCCCGAAGAACGCUGGCGACGCAUCGUCAAGUACCCGCGGUCGACGCACUUCUCCGAGGUCAAAGUGAGCCCGCUCUGGCAUCAAUGGCUACGGUACACGCGGGACAGCCCGCCCUCCCUCGAAGAGCAGCAUGGAGACGUCGCCCGCCAGGCCCGGAUGAAGAAGCUUGCUGCAGAGGCUGAUGCGCGGUGGGAGGCCAAGCCUCGGGUCAUGGAUGCGCCUGGUGCUACCAGCGGCCAGCCUGUGCGUGCCUUGGGUUCUGCCAGCGCGGAUCCAGAAUCGACACCAAGUCAAACCACAUCUACGAGCGAAGAGAACACGAAGGAGGCCAAGCCCGAUCCGUGGGCCAAGCACAAGGCUCAGGGUCCCAGUGAAAACUGGCAGCCCGAGGCGUGGAGCCCCAGUGCUCGCAAAAAGUAA